Molecule: messenger RNA, 999 nt
Organism: Zygotorulaspora mrakii
Lineage: Eukaryota; Fungi; Ascomycota; Saccharomycetes; Saccharomycetales; Saccharomycetaceae
Gene: PLN1
Product: Pln1p
Exons: 1
Coding region: 1-999 (332 amino acids)
Source: RefSeq, a predicted model, not a curated record
AUGCCCGCAACUAACGUUAAGGUGGUGGUCAACAAGGAUACCACGGACAAGUUUGCCCGGAAAUCGCCGACUUUGAACCACAUAUACAAGUACCCGGCGGUGGCCACGACGCUGGACCGGCUGGUGUCGCUGCCAAUCGUGUCGCAGAUGCUGUCUCUGUUGGUGCUAUCGGCUUUAAAGACGAAGGAGGUGGUUGUUGAUUCGGCCCAUACACCACGGGCUGUGAAGGUGGGCUACAAUGCGGUCGGCCAUGGGGUGCUGAAGAUCGACGAGGUUAUCAAUCUGUUGGUGUUCCGAGAGGGCAUCGAUGCGUUUGUGAGGUGCUUGCACACGCACUCGGACAAGUUGGGGAUCUGGGUAUUGUAUUUCUGCAUCGACUACAUCGCCAAUGUUUCGAACAUGCUGUUGACGCAGCUGGUUGUGAAGCCGUUGCAGCUGAGCCUCAAGGAGAAGACGCUGAAGGAGGUGGUUGAGGAGAGCACCAAGAGCGACGAGGGGGCAGAUGAUUCGCUGACACAUGUGUCCGAGUUGACUUCUACGACCAAGAGGAUCUCGAAGGACAUACAGGAGAAGAUUCAAUCGGGAUACAUUGAACCCACGGCUGAGUUUGCCAAGUCCAAGUACGACUCUCUGGUGAAGCCAACGACCGAGAAGCUGCAGUCUGAGUAUGUGGGUCCCACGACGGACUUCGCCAAACAGAAGUACGAUUCGUAUGUCAAGCCAACCGCAGAUAGAUUGCAGGCCGAGUAUAUUGAGCCAACAAAGGCCCAAUUGGAUACCUCCUACAAGACGGUUUCUGCGACUUUCGAAAACAACUUGAGCAAAUCCGAGAGCGUGCCCCGUGCCAUACUAUCCACAGGUAGAGACCUAAAAAACCUAACUUUGGAAAACUUGAAGGCAAAUAAGUCAGAAUUGGAUAAGGAUGUCAAAGCUGCAACUGAGUCUGCUAAAAAAGCAGCAAAUGAAAAACUAGCUGACUUGAAAAACGAAGCUAAUUAA